CCAACUGCGGGCACAGAGCGGCGGUGGCAGCGCGCCUGCGCAGUGCAUCCAGGGGCUCGGCGGCGUUCGGUGCUGAAGUGGGGCGGAUGGCAGAAAAACAGCGGCGAUGGACUUUACACCGCGGGAUUCCCAUUUACGAUGUCGUUAAAUAAGCAUCGGGACGUCGCUUUUUCACACCUAUCAUCCUAGGACACUGACAGCCCACCGCAAAGGGAUGCUGUACUCUCAAUGCUCCCUACACCCUCAAGUCCAUAAAUGACCCUUUCACAGAGUUCUGAGGAAGCUUAGGGGUGCCGGUGAGAGAAGCAGAAGUAGCGAGUGAAGUAAGGAAACGAGGGGAGGAAGUGGUCGCAUUUCACCUCAGCUCUCGUGUCCCUUUCUGUGCCAGUUGGUCAGGGAUGGUGAUACCAGUAACCUCCCUGCCCUGUGGUGAAAACAACCUCUUCGCCUUGCCCCAAAUCUCCUGCAAGCCAGAAAGACACUCAGACAGCCCCCCAGUCAGUCACUUCGUCAACCAGCCUGCUAGCAUCCAGCAACCUAUUACCUCAUGCCAUGACUGCUCUGUCUGACCUGUGUUUAGGAACUCACUAAUUCAUGCCCCGGAGUGUGAGUGGAGUGGAGAUGAGAAAAAGGCAGGCGGCUCAUAUUGAGGCCCCACCCCAGGCCCCUGGACAGCCCCGACCCAACACCUGCUGCCUCUGCUGGUGUGGCUGCUGCAAGUGUCUCUGGAACGAAGACAGAAUGGAGAGGAGUGAACGACAGACCUGCACCAAGAUGGACAGUAUUGAAGCUACUGAAGAACAACGCCCUAGCCUAGAGGAGGUGUUGUCGUGGGCACGGAGCUUUGAGAUGAUGCUGCGCUCGCUGGAGGGCCGGGAGGUUUUCAGGCAGUUCCUGCGUUCUGAGUACAGCGAGGACAACCUGCUUUUCUGGUUGGCCUGUGAAGAGCUGAAAAAGGAGACGGAUCCCACAGCGGUUGAUGAGAAGGCCAGGAUCAUAUAUGAAGAUUAUGUGUCCAUAUUAUCACCCAAAGAGGUGAGUCUGGACUCACGGGUCAGAGAAGGAAUAAACCAGAGCCUGGCGGAGCCGAGCAACCUGAUGUACGAGGAGGCCCAACUCCAGAUCUACACCCUGAUGCACCGGGACUCCUUCCCCCGUUUCCUCAACUCCUCUGUUUACAGAGACCUCCUGGCCAGCAGGAGGCGCACCUGCCUCGACACCUAGUCCCCCCCAGCCUCCAUCAUCGCCAUCAAACGCCAACAAGACUACUACUUAAACUUCAAAUACUACUAUGGUGCCAGAAGUCGGGUUUGGAAAAAUCUCUCCCUCGUUUUUGGUUGAAAAGGCUGAGUGACAUCCGAGAUAGCUGGUUAUUAGUUUUUUUUAUUUAUAUUUUUUAAGCAAUUUAUAUCCAGUUCUCUGCUGGAGCUAGGUCAGCCUUUGCUGGUUGGUUAUUGGUCAGUUUUAGACCAUUAAUGCUGGCCAGUGAUUGUUUUGCUAGCAAUUUGUGCUUUUUGUUAUGGUUGACUGGCCAACCCACGUAUCAGCUAUCAGUUGAGAUGGCCAACCUAGUGGCCCGCUGUUGGUUAACUGUGGACAAAGACUCCUGAGGAGGUGGGAACAGAGUGCGAGAGAGAGAGACAAAAAGGACAAGCCCACUGUUCCUGUACUGUAAAAUUUUAGACCUCAUGCUUUUUACCCUCACUUAGUGAUAUUCUCUGUCUUUACUCAUUCUUUUUAACAAUUUUUUAGUUUUUCCAAGUCUGUCCCAUUCCUCAGAUGUCUUUCAUUUAAUUUUGCUUUUCAUUCUUUCACUGUCCAAACAUGACACCUAUCUGUCGGUGGGAUUUAGGGCAUUUUUUUGCCCUUUUAACCAGUAGACACACUGGCUCUGCAUGCAGCUCUCUCUCACUAUGAUCGCUUGAUGAUAUAAGCCGCGGACUGCAACUGUUUUUGAAUAUUAAGAGGUAUUUAAGGGGGGCGGGGAGGACUGUAUCUCUGUUUGGCUGUCUGUGUUCAGUGAUGGGAAAAAGUAAACUUCUGACAUCUUUAGGCUUACUGCAGUAUUUUUAUCGAGGAGAUUUGAAGGCGUCUGCAGCACGUGCAGCACCUACUCAUUUAUCCACCUGUCCAUCCAAUCCAUCCGUCCAUCCAAGCACUUUCCUUCUUUAGGAUUCGUUAACUGGGAGAAGUAAGGGCUAGAAUUGUGGUUGGGCAGCUACAUCUAUUAUUAUUAUUACUCAUGAACUUUAGACAAAAAAAAUCUCUCCACUGAGAAAAUCACAAUGCCUUUACAUGCAGGAAAAGGCAGCACAAGUGCUGCUGGAGGUUUUCUGGAAAGCAACCACAGUUUGUCCACCAAUCCCUACCUCCCAUUUUUUUUUUUUUUUUACCCUCGUUUCCCUCCCUCCUCCUCCUCCUCCCUCCAGUUCAGACCAUCAAGGCCUGACAAGCACAGGUGCCCAGUCUAGGGGAAAAAACGCAGCUGGAGAAAAACAAACAAACAAAAAAAUACAUUGAAUCCAAAUAAAUAGUCAUCUACAUUUUUAAAUUCUUGAGCAGAAAAAGAGGGCUUACCUUGUAG
This is a messenger RNA of Oreochromis aureus, 2584 nucleotides long. It is a transcript of the gene rgs17, whose product is annotated as regulator of G protein signaling 17. NCBI's taxonomy places the organism in Eukaryota, Metazoa, Chordata, Actinopteri, Cichliformes, Cichlidae. The transcript has 6 exons. The coding region runs from base 595 to 1224 and encodes 209 amino acids. The record is from RefSeq and is a predicted model, not a curated record.